Pistacia vera is the source of this 2305-nucleotide messenger RNA. RefSeq names its product ABC transporter G family member 14-like. The coding region runs from base 121 to 2100 and encodes 659 amino acids. Gene Ontology annotation, cellular component: membrane. NCBI's taxonomy places the organism in Eukaryota, Viridiplantae, Streptophyta, Magnoliopsida, Sapindales, Anacardiaceae. The record is from RefSeq and is a predicted model, not a curated record. Gene Ontology annotation, molecular function: ATP binding; ATP hydrolysis activity; ABC-type transporter activity. The transcript is spliced from 5 exons.
GUUAAAAAGCAAAGCCUUAACUUCUCUCCCUUCUCUAAUCAUCAGCACCACCACCACUCCACCCCCCAAAACACCUACCAAUCAGUAACAUCUUUCAUUAGUUCAAUCAUUUUAUUAACCAUGCCUCAGCUCAACUGCAUAGCACCAAAAUCUGAACAUGGCAGCACUAGUGAUCCAGUGGAAAGUAGUCUCAGUCUGACAGAGAUGUCUGAGUCUCAAAACAAGGCUGUCCUUGCCUUUCCAGUACAACCAAAGCCACUCCAAGUCCCCUUGUAUCCUAUAACUCUCAAGUUUGAGGAGGUGGUGUACAAAGUGAAAUUGGAGCAGGGAGGAUUUUGCUGUGGUGGUACAUGGGGCUCCAAAGAAAAGACUAUAUUAAAUGGAAUCACAGGUAUGGUAUGUCCUGGAGAGCUGCUAGCCAUGCUAGGGCCCUCAGGAAGUGGCAAAACCACUCUUCUGAGUGCUCUUGGAGGCCGUCUCAACGGCAAGUUGUCUGGAAAAAUCACCUACAAUGGCCAGCCUUUUUCUGGUUCCAUAAAGAGAAGAACAGGAUUUGUUGCUCAGGAUGACAUUUUAUACCCACAUCUCACUGUCACUGAAACACUUUUUUUCACUGCACUUCUAAGGCUUCCCAAUAGCUUGAGCAGGAAUGAUAAACUCCAACAUGUGGAGCAAGUUAUAACUGAACUGGGGUUGACUAGAUGCAGGAAUAGCAUGAUAGGAGGGCCACUUGUGAGAGGAAUAUCAGGAGGGGAGAAAAAGAGAGUUAGUAUAGCUCAAGAAAUGCUAAUCAACCCAUGCUUAUUAUUGUUAGAUGAGCCAACCUCAGGUUUGGACUCAACUACAGCUCAAAGGAUCCUAACCACAAUCAAAAGGCUAGCAAGUGGAGGUCGAACCAUCAUAACCACCAUUCACCAGCCAUCUAGCCGACUCUAUCACAUGUUUGAUAAAGUGGUUUUGCUAUCAGAAGGCUCCCCAAUCUAUAAUGGUCCUGCAUCUACAGCUCUGGAUUACUUUUCCUCCAUUGGUUUCUCAACAUCCAUGACUGUGAAUCCGGCAGAUCUCUUACUUGAUCUUGCCAAUGGAAUAAGCCCCGAUUUCAAGCAGUCAACUGAGCAAGGUGAGAACUUGGAACAAGAGCAGAAGUCUCUCAGGGAAAAUCUCAAAUCUGCUUAUGAAAAGAACAUUUCCGCAAGAUUAAAAGCUGAACUUUACAGUUCGGAAGUGAAUAACUACAGCCAUACAAAAGAUGCUUCCAGAAGAAAUAACCAGAAAGCAGAGCAAUGGUGCACAAGCUGGUGGCAUCAAUUCAGAGUGCUGCUCCAAAGGGGUGUAAGGGAAAGGAGGCAUGAAGCUUUCAACAAGCUUAGAAUUUUCCAAGUCAUUAGCGUUGCUGUACUUGGUGGACUACUAUGGUGGCAUACUCCAUCUUCUCACAUUGAAGAUAGGAUUGCAUUGCUCUUCUUCUUCUCAGUAUUCUGGGGCUUCUAUCCUCUCUACAAUGCAGUUUUUACAUUUCCCCAAGAAAGAACAAUGCUAAUUAAGGAACGAUCUUCGGGAAUGUACCGCCUUUCCUCCUACUUUUUGGCCAGAACAUUUGGGGACCUGCCACUGGAGCUUGCCCUUCCAACUGCCUUUGUGUUCAUAAUUUAUUGGAUGGGUGGCCUUAAGGCUGAUCCCGUUACUUUCAUCCUAUCUUUACUUAUUGUCCUUUACACAGUCCUUGUUGCUCAAAGUCUUGGCUUAGCCAUAGGUGCUAUUCUGAUGGACAUAAAACAAGCCACUACUUUAGCUUCAGUUACAACUCUUGUUUUCCUGAUAGCAGGAGGAUAUUAUGUUCAACAAAUCCCACCCUUCAUUGUGUGGCUGAAGUACUUGAGCUAUAGCUACUACUGUUACAAGCUUCUACUUGGGGUUCAAUACAGUGAGGAUGAUUAUUAUGAGUGCUCAAAGGGAGAGUUGUGCAGAGUUGCAGAUUUUCCUGCUGUUAAGUCAAUGGGGCUGAACCAUUUGUGGAUAGAUGUAUGUAUUAUGGCUCUGAUGUUGGUUGGUUAUCGACUGGUUGCUUAUAUGGCACUGCAUCGAGUGCGAUUGAGGUAAAGUUAGCAUAGGUCACAUUCCCUCAAAUGUGACGAUUUGAAGAGUUUUCUCCUUCUUCAACUGAGGAAUAAUGUUAGGCUUAGAUGGGAAUCAUGUGAGACUUUGGAUCAACUUACCUUGAAGUUGAUUUAUUUUAUUAGCCUUUUUGUUGUAGUCUAGAUAAUACUAACUUGAAGUUUUAAUUUCAGAAUAAAAUUAUACCAUU